Umbelopsis ramanniana AG is the source of this 968-nucleotide messenger RNA. RefSeq lists its product as uncharacterized. NCBI's taxonomy places the organism in Eukaryota, Fungi, Mucoromycota, Umbelopsidomycetes, Umbelopsidales, Umbelopsidaceae. The record is from RefSeq and is a predicted model, not a curated record. Gene Ontology annotation, biological process: lipid homeostasis. The transcript is spliced from 7 exons. Gene Ontology annotation, cellular component: membrane; endoplasmic reticulum. Bases 10 to 792 code for a protein of 260 amino acids.
UUCAAAAACAUGGUGUCCGGCAACAUAUUUGACUGGCUUGAACUACCGACUUUGAAAUAUCAUUGGCAUGUGGUACUUGCAACGUUGGUAGCAUGUAAUGUAUUAUUCGAGUUGUCUCGAGUGAUUUCCCCGCAAAUGUUCCCAAAGACUUUCAAGACAUUCCGAGGAUUCAAUGAAACCAACUGGAAUAUCCAUGUUGUAUCCACUGCCCAUUGUAUAACUGUGGUCAUCGGAGCAUUUUUAAUAUUGAACGACUCUGAGCUUGCGAAUGACCGCAUCUUUGGUUACAGUCCAAAAGCAGCCAACUUUUACUCGAUAUCAUGCGGAUACUUUCUAUGGGACAUGGUAACUGCCGUUCGAUACAUUAAGCAUCAAGGAAUUGGAAUGGCUUUCCAUGGCGUAGCGGCAUUUGCUGUUUUCAUAUUAUCAUUCCGGCCAUUUCUUAACUAUUAUGGAGCUGUCUUUAUCUUGUACGAACUUAGCACACCCUUCCUCAACUUCAAUUGGUUUAUGGACAAGCUUGGCUGGACCGGCAGUAAGAUCCAGUUGUUGAAUGGCCUUGUGUUGAUAUCCACCUUCUUUGGUGCUCGUAUAGCGUAUGGCUUUUUUAUGUCUUAUCAGACAUGGGUCGAUGUUUAUGCUGUUCGUGAUCAAGUGCCUAUAAGCUAUAUGUUCAUAUAUGGCAUUGCCAACAUCGUAUUGAACUCCCUCAAUGUUUACUGGUUUGGUUUGAUGAUUCGAAUGCUCAUCAGACGCUUUUCCACCAAGAAGCCAGCGCCUAGACUGCAGUAGCUCAACUAUUCAUGAACAGCCAGGUUCAGCAAAAUACCAUACAUUCUAUUUGUUACUACCCUUCCUUGUCUUCGAGACACUACUCAACAUAUAUACAAACAGAGCAAGAUGUUCUCCUAAUUUGUUCGAUCGACCGACAUAUCCCUCCAAUAAAUUUGACACUAGUAAAUCAUCCA